AUGGGAAGUAUCAUCGGUGUCAUAGCUGUGCUAGGAAAUUGCAGCCAGCUGAACGAUAUCCUUGUUUCUCGUCUAGACAUGCUCUCAUGUGCAUUUGUGCUCACCUGGAACACCUAUUUAAAAUUGUAUAUGAUUUUUAACGCUUCAUGGAAAAGUGAUGUAGUAUCUCGUUUGAUGUCCGAGCAGGUCUCUCAAGGUACCACCGAAAAAUUUGAGCCAUCCAGUAUAUUCGGUCAAAAAACUAACGAAUACUCUAACAUCAUGAAUAUGGCACAGUUGGUGAUGAGACCGGAGAUGGCAAAACAACUUGAGCAAUUUCAGGCUCAAUUCGGUGUAACAUCACCGUUAUUGGUGAAACCACCAGUUCCAUUUGAUAGUCCAUUUGCAAUUGCUUCAUUGACAAAAGCGGACAAUAAGGAUGAGCGAAGGGAGGAGAAACCAGUUAUGCACGAUGCGGCACCGUCGGUGUCUGAACAGAGAGAUUCACUGAAUAUCUCAGAUGAUGGCGGUGAGAGUCCAGAUGAGAAUGGUAAAAGAAAACAACGAAGGUAUCGUACCACGUUCAGUGCUUAUCAGUUAGAUGAACUUGAAAAAGUCUUCGCACGUACACAUUAUCCGGAUGUUUUUACAAGGGAAGAACUUGCGCAACGAGUUACGCUAACCGAAGCACGAGUACAGGUCUGGUUCCAAAAUCGUCGUGCUAAAUUCCGCAAACAGGAGCGUAGCAGUCAUCAUCCGUAUCCACAUCCGACACCAAUCGGUGAACUACCCUAUCCGAUGAUGCUGAAUCAGGAGUUGAUGGCGGUGAUGAAUCAACACACAAUGAAUCAUGUCGCUCAGGCUGCAGCUGAAUCCCUGCUCAUGACUCCAGGCGCAAUGCUAGCUGCUGCAGCAGUUCGACGUCCACAAUCGCCGGUGGUCACGCCUGUUGUCUCCGCUGCAGCGGCGGCGGCAGCAGCAGCUACCCCUAUUAUCCCGCCGGCGGUUGCGAUGCCAUUCCCAUCGCCGCUUAUGCAGCAGGAUGUGCUCAACAUGGUUAUGGCAACAAUGCCACAAACACAACAGCUCAUGUAUCUACAGCAUAUGUCACGACUAAAUGAAAUGUGCAAACAGCUUACGCCAACGACAACCGCAGCCGCAGCGGCCACCGCAGCCGCAGCAGCGGCGGCCGCUGCUUCCGUGGCCGCGCCCAGCAACGCAGCGUCGCCGACGACGUCGUCACCGGCUGCGGCCGUCGCAACAACCGCAUCGCCGGCGACGUCGACCUCGUCAGCGAAUUUCUCCGACCUCUCAACUCUGAUCAACUCGCCCAAUAAGAACGAGUAA
This is a messenger RNA of Necator americanus (New World hookworm), 1326 nucleotides long. RefSeq lists its product as uncharacterized. The transcript has 8 exons. The coding region runs from base 1 to 1326 and encodes 441 amino acids. Gene Ontology annotation, molecular function: RNA polymerase II transcription regulatory region sequence-specific DNA binding; DNA-binding transcription factor activity, RNA polymerase II-specific. The record is from RefSeq and is a predicted model, not a curated record. Lineage: Eukaryota; Metazoa; Nematoda; Chromadorea; Rhabditida; Ancylostomatidae. Gene Ontology annotation, biological process: regulation of transcription by RNA polymerase II.